Messenger RNA from Harmonia axyridis, 2450 nucleotides. It is a transcript of the gene KLHL18, whose product is annotated as kelch-like protein 18. NCBI's taxonomy places the organism in Eukaryota, Metazoa, Arthropoda, Insecta, Coleoptera, Coccinellidae. Gene Ontology annotation, molecular function: protein binding. Bases 143 to 1882 code for a protein of 579 amino acids. The transcript is spliced from 9 exons. The record is from RefSeq and is a predicted model, not a curated record.
AUGAGAGUCAACUGACAGUUGGCCAGAGGCCACAGUGGACAAUGAUAUGUUUGUUUAUUAAAACAAUACAAAUUAAAUAAUAUAUUUUAUUUAGUAACAGGAUAUAGUUUCAAUACAUUGAAAACGUUUUUCUGGGGAAAAAAUGAUGGAUUGUGAAGAGGGACCAGACAUUCCAAGAUACAUCAUUUCCAUGAAUAAUCAAAAUUUGGUUUUUCAACAAAACGAUUUAUUUCCUUCUGCUUUUCCCUGCAUGGAGGAGAUAAGAAGACAGGGACGUUUGUGUGAUGUCGUCUUGAAGGUGGAGGGACAAUCUUUUAGUGCCCAUCGAAUUGUCCUUGCAUCAACAAUUCCAUAUUUUCAUGCUAUGUUCACAAAUGAUAUGAUUGAAUCCAGAAGCAGGGAGAUUGAGAUGCAAUGUAUUGAUCCUAUAGCAUUAGAAGCCCUCAUAAAUUUUGCAUAUUCUGGAAAAGUUAUUUUAGAUCCAACUAAUGUGCAGAGUAUUAUGAUAGGUGCUUCUUUUCUUCAGUUAACUAAAGUAAGAGAUGCAUGUGCAAAUUACUUGCUUCAAAGGUUACAUCCUCAGAAUGCAUUGGGAUUCAGGGAUUUUGCUGAUUCCUUAGGAUGUAAUUCAUUAGCUGAAUCUGUUGAUAAAUAUGUUGAAACAUAUUUUCAUGAAGUAUCACAAAAUGAAGAAUUUUUGAAUUUACCAGUUGCAGAAGUGAAGAAGUUGCUGAAGAAAAAUGAUCUUAGAGUUGAAAGUGAAGAACAAGUUUUCGAGGCUUGUAUGCGUUGGGUAAAAUAUAGAGAUAAUAGAAAAGAGUUUUUACCAGAAUUAUUGGCACUAGUACGUUUACCUCUCCUUUCACCUCUUUAUUUAACUGACAGGGUUGCAUCAGAAGAACUUAUUAGAUUUUCUUUUCAAUGCCGGGAUCUUAUGGACGAAGCCAGAACAUUCCAUUUAAUACCGGAAAGGAGAUCACUUAUGCAAAGUUUUAGAACUAAACCAAGAGUUUCUGAUAUUGUUGGUUACAUUUUUGUUGUUGGUGGACUCAAUCGACAUGGAGAUUCUUUGAAUGAUGUUGAAUUUUUUGAUCCAAAUACCAACCAAUGGCAAUUGGCACCUUCAAUGACAAUGCUCAGGUCAAGAUUGGGGGUUGCAGUAUUGAAGUGUUGUCUCUACGCAUUUGGAGGUUAUAAUGGUAAAGACAGACUUUCCAGUGUAGAAAUGUAUGAUGCUGUAAAGAAGGAGUGGUCCAUAGUGGCACCGAUGCAGUGCAAAAGGAGUGCUUUAGCUGCAGCCGCUUUGGGAGAUUUAAUAUAUGUCUGUGGAGGAUAUGACGGUGUCACUUCUUUGAGUUCUGUUGAGAUGUAUCAUCCAAGUACCAACACUUGGUGUUCCUUGACCCCAAUGAAUAAAUCAAGAAGUGCAAGUGCUGUUAUUGCAUGCCAGGGCUAUAUCUAUGCUUUAGGAGGCCAUGAUGGGCUAUCGAUAUUUGAUUCUGUGGAAAGGUUUGACCCAAACAAUAAUACUUGGACUGAAGUUGCUUCAAUGCUCAAAAAAAGGUGUCGUUUGGGGGUUGCUGUUAUGGGCGGUAAAAUUUACGCCUGUGGGGGCUACGAUGGAAGUUCAUUUUUGAGGACAGUGGAACGAUACGAUCCAGGAACUAACAAAUGGACUUUCAUUGCCUCAAUGAAAUAUCAAAGAAGUAGAGUAGCUCUAGCAGCUAACGCAUGUAAAUUAUGGGCUGUUGGUGGGUAUGACGGUAUAUCCAAUCUUAUUAGCGUGGAAGUUUACGAUCCAAAGACUGAUACUUGGAGUUUCGCUCCUGAAAUGAUUGCCCACGAAGGGGGAGUUGGAGUAGGGGUAAUAGCUGUGCCAUAAAUGACCGGAGGAUCUGCGUAACGUAUACCAAGUUCAAAUUUCAUGUGGUGAAAACUACGGAUAUUUCAAGGCAAAUUUAUCAAUAAUUUCAUUUUUUGAAUGACUCGGAAUUUUUUCUCUGCUUGAAAAUUAAUAAUUCCCAAAUUUGUCGAAUUCGUAAAGGGAUGACAAUUGCUCACAAUAAGUCUUAUUGUAACAUCCGUAAAAGUUUGGUAUUUUUUAAUUCUGUACAUAGUUUAGCUCUUUUAUUAAAUUCAUUCUUGAACGUUAAUGAUCUAGCUUUAUUUUGAAAGUUAUUAUGUUCGAAAUAAAUCCAAAUCAGUAUUUUAAUGUGAAAGAAUCGACGAUUAGUCUAGUCUGGUAGAUAACCUGGGCAUCGAUGUGAUAAUCUGUUUUUAUUGUGAUAAUUUAAAACUGUAUAGGUAACAACGCUGUUAUAUUUAUGAAAUUCAGUGGUUUUAUGUAUUAUUCAGGGUUCUGUCUCCGAGAACUUAAAAACAUACAUAUUUGUUUAUAUGUAGUCUUCCUUAGGAAAUCUUAAUCUCAAAUUUUAAAAACCUUUAUCAAC